This is a messenger RNA of Thamnophis elegans (Western terrestrial garter snake), 1737 nucleotides long. RefSeq names its product NME/NM23 nucleoside diphosphate kinase 6 (gene NME6). The record is from RefSeq and is a predicted model, not a curated record. The transcript has 5 exons. Gene Ontology annotation, molecular function: nucleoside diphosphate kinase activity. Gene Ontology annotation, biological process: UTP biosynthetic process; GTP biosynthetic process; CTP biosynthetic process. NCBI's taxonomy places the organism in Eukaryota, Metazoa, Chordata, Lepidosauria, Squamata, Natricidae. The coding region runs from base 109 to 651 and encodes 180 amino acids.
GGCGUCCCAGCCCCGGAAGGGGCCGUGCCGGUGCACACGUGCGUCUCCCUUCCUCUGCCUCGCAGCGGAGGGACCCCUCCGCCCCACAACCCCCCCCCCCGGCGCAAGAUGAGGGCCUCCUGGGCGGGGCUGCGGAGGGCCCUGCAGCUGACCCUGGCCGUCGCCAAGCCCGACGCGGUGGCCCACCCGCUGGUGCUGGAGGCUGUGCAUGAAACCAUUCUCAACCACCAAUUCUUGAUCGUCCGGACAAAGGACCUUCUCUGGAGUAAGGAGGACAGUCAGAGGUUCUACCAGGAGCACUCAGGGCGUUUUUUCUACCAGAGGCUGGUGGAGUUCAUGUCCAGUGGCCCCAUGAGGGUUUAUAUCCUGGCUCACGAGGAAGCCGUCACACGCUGGAGGUCAUUGAUGGGCCCCACCAAGGUAUAUCGUGCCCUCCACACGGCCCCGGAGUCCAUCCGCGGGUCUUUGGGCCUCACCGACACUCGGAACACCGUCCAUGGCUCAGAUUCUGCAGCCUCAGCCAGCAAGGAAAUUGCCUUCUUCUUCCCAGAUUUCAGCGAAGAGGAGUGGUACCGACACGAGGAGCCACGGCUCCGUAGAGAAACAGUUGGAGCUCACGUGGCCAUCGGUUGCCACCUGAAAGACGGCUAGAUGGAGCAGGAUUAACCAGCUUGAAGUUGCUCUCGUGGAUGUCAACUGAGGCUCUGCCGUGUCCAGCUGUGGUCCUCAGGAGCUGAGGCUUCAUUACAGCGUGUGGACCAGCAGAGAGGGGCCUUUGACCCUCUUCCUAGGCCAAAGAGCAUUCAGACGUGCGUGUGCCAUGUGCAGCCUUCCCUGGGGGGCUUCACGGAAGGGCAGGGUUUCCAGGCUGGGGGGAGCAGUCUGCAUUGGAUCUCUUGAAGCGCCUGAGACCAAGGAUCACGUCCAGAAGGUGGGACUCUAACAGGGUUAGACCUUCCUCCAGCCUAGAAUGGUCUUGGGUUACUAUCUGGAAGUUGAGUCAUGGCAACUGGACUUCUAAGAAGAACCGGAAGUCCAAUUUCUAGGAUCCAACUUCCGGGCAACUUUAGGUAGAAGACUUAGAAUUUUUAUUGACUCUUAGGUUACUGGUUUCUGGGUCAGAUUUUGCCCACAUGCCAAAGAGCCCUUCUCCUUGCGGGUUUACCCACUGAACCCCUUUGGAGGUUGGGGGGGGCAGUCUUGCCCCAGGCAGCUGUAAGAGGGAUGUGCUCCCUUCCCACCUCGUGCUUAAGACCUCUGACCUCUUGCAUAACUGGCUGGGGAAUUCUGGGAGUUGAAGUCUGGGAGCCUUAGAGCCUCUGGGUUGUCCAGCCAAGGACCCCGGAAAGUCCCUUCCUUGUGAUCCUCCAAGCAUCACCUCCCUCCUUUGGAGUUUAGAGUUUGGCCUCCUUAUUUCAUACCUUUCUUGAACCCAAGAAAGUUUGCUUUCUUCCAAAAAGUGAGCAAGCCUCAAGGAAAGGCUUCCCCUGCUCCACCUCGGCCUUCCCUCCACCCAGAGCGUAAAUAUUCAUUACCAGUUUCACCCUGAAAGCCAACACAUAAAUUAGACCGUUUAUGAGUCUCUCUCCUGCCAACCAGCUGCCUUUUAGACGAGAUGGUCAAAUACAUCCUGGAAGGACGACACCCGCUCCUCCCCAGGUGUGGACAGCCAGGCCUUCCCCAGAAAUGAGAGAGGAGAUACCCGUUUUAUGGAACAAUUAGCAAGGAUUUUUUUUU